UGGCAGCUCGCAAGCACUGUAAACAUUUCACUGCAGAGUCAAGCCCGGUCCAGCUUCGUUCUUGAACACCUCCUUUCCCCGAGUUUGUCCCUUGUCAAGACACAAUAAUGUUCCGCACCGCAGCUACGAAGAGCCUCACGGCGGGCAUCCCUUCAAUUGGGGCCAGAGCCUUUAGCACCUCUCCCGCUACGCAGGCCGCCGCCGAGGUUCACAAGGUGGCCGUUAUUGGCGCCGGUCAGAUGGGUUUGGGAAUCGCAUUGGUUGCUGCUCAAAAGGCUGGUGUGCCUGUCACUUUGGUUGAUAACUCUCAAGCCUCGCUUGACAAGGGCCUCAAGUUCGCCGACAAACUCCUCGAGAAAGACGUCGCCAAACAGCGCAUCACAAAGGACGCAGCCGUAAAAAUCCGUUCCAUGCUCACGCCCACUACAAAACUCGAAGAUGUUUCAGAUGUAGACUUCGUCAUCGAGGCAGUUCCCGAGAUCCCCGAUCUCAAAGCAUCAAUCUUCUCCAAACUCGCCCAGGUCGCUCCCAAGCAUGCCAUUCUCGCGACCAACACCUCUUCGAUCUCCAUCACCAAGAUCGCAGCUGCCACCACCACAGAUCCAAAGGACCUGUCUAACUCAUCCAGGGUGAUUUCGACUCACUUCAUGAACCCAGUGCCCGUUCAAAAGGGCGUGGAAAUUAUCACUGGCCUACAAACAUCCCAGGACACCAUCGACACCGCGCUCGAGUUUGUCAAGCGCAUGGGCAAGAUUCCCGCUCGGUCAACCGAUUCUCCUGGGUUCUUGGCCAACCGCAUCCUCAUGCCAUACAUCAACGAGGCGAUCUCCUGCUUGGAAAACGGCAUCGGAACCCGCGAGGAUAUCGACAGCAUUAUGAAGUACGGCACUAAUGUGCCCAUGGGCCCACUUACUCUGGCGGAUUUCAUCGGAAUUGACACCUGCCUCGCAAUCAUGAACGUCUUGCAUCAAGAGACUGGCGACAGCAAGUACCGACCUGCUGGCUUGUUGAAGAAAAUGGUCGAUGCUGGAUGGCUAGGCAAGAAGACCGGAAAGGGAUUCUAUGACUAUUAAUAAUAUUAUAAAAAUAGCGUCUGGGAUUGUCGAAAACGGUGUUAAAAUGUUCGUUUUGUGUGUAUAUAUGUAGAUCUGG
Molecule: messenger RNA, 1152 nt
Organism: Coccidioides posadasii C735 delta SOWgp
Lineage: Eukaryota; Fungi; Ascomycota; Eurotiomycetes; Onygenales; Onygenaceae
Biological process (GO): fatty acid metabolic process
Molecular function (GO): NAD+ binding; oxidoreductase activity, acting on the CH-OH group of donors, NAD or NADP as acceptor
Source: RefSeq, a predicted model, not a curated record